Molecule: messenger RNA, 1596 nt
Organism: Parus major (Great Tit)
Lineage: Eukaryota; Metazoa; Chordata; Aves; Passeriformes; Paridae
Gene: WNT1
Product: Wnt family member 1
Exons: 4
Coding region: 143-1252 (369 amino acids)
Biological process (GO): canonical Wnt signaling pathway; cell fate commitment; multicellular organism development
Cellular component (GO): extracellular region
Molecular function (GO): cytokine activity; frizzled binding
Source: RefSeq, a predicted model, not a curated record
GCGGCCGUCCUCAUCUCGGAGCCGCCCCGCGCGUCCGGAAACACGCGUGGAUGUAGCGGCCGGGUCGGGGGCUCUGCGGCACCAUAAAUACCGGGACGGCCGCUCGCCCGCGCACUCUGCCGGGGCUCCCGGGGCCGGAGCCAUGCGCGCCGCCGCGCUGGGGCUGGCGCUCCGGGCACUCUGGGCUCUGGCCCUCUCCUCCCUCUCCAACACGCUGGCAGUGAACAACAGCGGGCGGUGGUGGGGCAUCAUCAACGUGGCCUCGUCCACCAACCUGCUGACAGACUCCAAGAACGUGCAGCUGGUGCUGGACCCCAGCCUGCAGCUGCUGAGCCGAAAGCAGCGCAAGCUGAUCCGUCAGAACCCCGGCAUCCUGCACAGUGUCAGCUCCGGCCUCCAGACAGCCAUCAAGGAGUGCAAGUGGCAGUUCCGCAACCGCCGCUGGAACUGUCCCACCUCCCAGGGCCCCAACAUCUUCGGCAAAAUUGUCAACCGGGGCUGCCGGGAGACAGCAUUCAUCUUUGCCAUCACCAGUGCAGGCGUGACACACUCGGUGGCCCGGUCGUGCUCGGAGGGGUCCAUCGAGUCCUGCACCUGUGACUACCGGCGCCGUGGCCCUGGGGGGCCUGACUGGCACUGGGGGGGCUGCAGUGACAACAUCGACUUCGGUCGCCUCUUCGGGAGGGAGUUUGUGGACUCCAGUGAGAAGGGUCGAGACCUGCGUUUCCUCAUGAACCUGCACAACAACGAGGCCGGGCGCAUGACGGUCUUCUCAGAGAUGCGCCAGGAGUGCAAGUGCCACGGCAUGUCAGGCUCCUGCACCGUCCGCACCUGCUGGAUGCGGCUGCCCACCUUCCGUGCCGUGGGCGACGUCCUGAAGGAUCGCUUUGACGGCGCUUCCCGCGUCAUCUACGGCAACAAGGGCAGCAACCGGGCGUCGAGGGUGGAGCUGCAUCACUUGGAGCCUGAGAACCCGGCCCACAAGCCUCCCUCGCCCCAUGAUCUCGUCUACUUCGAGAAAUCCCCCAAUUUCUGCACCUACAGCGGGAAGAUGGGCACAGCAGGCACAGCUGGGAGGUUCUGCAACAGCUCCUCACCGGGGCUGGACGGGUGUGAGCUGCUGUGCUGCGGGCGUGGGUACCGCACGCGCACCCAGCGCGUCACCGAGCGCUGCAACUGCACCUUCCACUGGUGCUGCCAUGUCAGCUGCCUCAACUGCACCAACACCCAGGUGCUGCACGAGUGCCUGUGACCCACGCUGGGACCACCCUGCCCAGCCCCGGAGGGGGUCUGAGCCACCCACCCCCCAUGAUGGGUGCCCGGCUGGAUUGAAGGCACCCAUGGGUGGGGGUAUGGAUGUGUCCUAGGGACCCCCAUCCUGCCACGGGUGGGCUCAGUGCCACGCACCUUCCCGGCCACCCCCCGGCUCCACGGGGUCCCUUCUUGCUGUAAAUAAAAUAUUUAUUGUGGACGGUUUGGUGCCGCCGCCCCCACCCUGCUUCGUUGGCCCCAGGCCCUGUUUUUAUAAUUAAAGAUAAUAAUUAAUAAUAAUUAAUAAUAAUGAUGCUUUGUUACAGGUGUCAUUGAUAGCCUUUA